AUGUCCGCGGUUGCCGAAACAACUUCGCCGCACCUUCGGGUGUCGGCAGCCAAAGCGCCCGCAAAAACACAAGAAUCAACAAGAAUCCAGGCACCGGAGGCCUUGGUCGACGACCACUUCUUCUGGACAUACACCGAAGAGCCGCACCGCUCAAGGCGGCAGGCGAUUAUCAAAGCGCAUCCGGAGGUCACCAAACUAUGUGGCCCCGAGCCUUUGACAAAAUGGGUCGUCCUCGGUGUCGUCUCCCUGCAACUCACAUGUGCCUACCUCCUCCGCAACACCUCGAUGUUCGACUGGCGGUUCCUGGUGACAGCAUACGUGAUCGGUGCGACUUGCAACCAGAACUUAUUCCUCGCAAUCCAUGAGAUCUCACACAACCUGGCAUUCCGGUCCGCCUUCGCCAACCGGUUGCUAGCCAUCUUCGCAAAUAUCCCCAUCGGACUGCCAUACAGCGCAGCUUUCAGACCCUACCACCUGACACACCACAAAUCCCUCGGCGUAACAGGCCUGGACACCGACCUCCCCACAGCUGUGGAAGCCUUCCUCCUAAACUCCCUCCUGGGCAAGACCUUCUUCUGCACCUUCCAAAUCCUCUUCUACGCCGUCCGCCCAAUGUUCAUCUACAGUCCCCCCUUCACCUCCAUCCACCUCCUGAACGUGUUCGUGCAACUAAGCGUCGACUACGCCUUAACCCAGCUCUGCGGCUCCUGGCAACCAAUACUAUACUUCCUGCUGAGCUCGUUCCUCGCUGGAUCCCUGCACCCCUGCGCAGGCCAUUUCAUCGCAGAGCACUACUUCUUCUCGAACGUCAAAACCGGCGGCACGGAGUCUCUGACUGAGCUGAAGAAGAACGAGAAGAACAAGACCCCCCACCCGCUUGAUUCUCUCCCUCCCCCGGAGACAUACUCGUACUACGGCCCGCUGAACAUCCUCACCUACAAUGUCGGCUUGCACAACGAGCACCAUGAUUUCCCCGCCAUCCCCUGGACGAGAUUACACAAGCUGCAUGAGAUUGCGAGCGAGUUCUAUGAGCCGCUGCCUUGUCAUCGCAGCUGGGUUUGGGUUAUCUACACCUUCAUCUUGGAUAAGGAUGUUGGUAUGUGGUGUCGUGUGAAGCGCGAGCAGGGUGGUCGGAUUGUUGGUGGUGGGAAGAAAGGAGACAAUGCUGCGUCGAAGCAAGGAUCUGGACGUAGUGGUGAGGGUAUCUCGGCUGCGUCGGCGGGUCCGGCUGGCGAGGAGGGUGAUGGGUGGAAGGAGAGUGAGCUCCAAUGUUAG
Molecule: messenger RNA, 1275 nt
Organism: Penicillium paradoxum
Lineage: Eukaryota; Fungi; Ascomycota; Eurotiomycetes; Eurotiales; Aspergillaceae
Product: sphingolipid delta(4)-desaturase family protein
Exons: 3
Coding region: 1-1275 (424 amino acids)
Biological process (GO): ceramide biosynthetic process
Cellular component (GO): membrane
Molecular function (GO): sphingolipid delta-4 desaturase activity
Source: RefSeq, a predicted model, not a curated record